This is a messenger RNA of Varanus komodoensis (Komodo dragon), 1384 nucleotides long. RefSeq names its product pentatricopeptide repeat domain 2 (gene PTCD2). Gene Ontology annotation, molecular function: RNA binding; protein binding. The transcript has 10 exons. The record is from RefSeq and is a predicted model, not a curated record. NCBI's taxonomy places the organism in Eukaryota, Metazoa, Chordata, Lepidosauria, Squamata, Varanidae. Gene Ontology annotation, biological process: regulation of mRNA processing; multicellular organism development; mitochondrion organization. The coding region runs from base 179 to 1324 and encodes 381 amino acids. Gene Ontology annotation, cellular component: mitochondrion.
AGGGGCAGAGAAAGAGGAGUCCGGGCGCCUCGCUGAUUCCUGGUUUGACCACGCCGAAAAAGCGCGGCCCUCCCUUUGCCUGCAAAACCUAGAGCGCGAAUGGCGGACGAAUGGCACUGUGGGCGGUCACUUGGCGCCCCUCCUCGUGCGGCGUGUGUUGGUACGUCCCAGAGGCAGAAUGGCUACCGCGCUAGUGCGAAGUUCUCAGCGGAUCCUGCGGGAGACGGUCUGCCCUGCUGCGUUGGGGCCGCGCGCCGUCGGGGCGUUCGGUUGCUGGAGCUUCCCGCAGCAAGCAAAGCGCUGUUUGUUAACUGAUAAUAUUGUGCAAUUACAAGAAUUUCAGCAGAAGAAGCUGGAAGCUGGAUUUAGCAUACAAGGCAAAAAAGAUGAAUAUUUCAGAACAAUUGAAAAAAAGUUGACAAAAAAUAGACUAAUUUUCAAAGAUGAAUUGAAAACAGUACUACAUCUUUGCCAAACAAGCGAUGACGUUGAGCUAGCCAAAAAAGUUGUAUACAGGUACCAUGCCGAUAACAGAAAUGUGUCCUUGGAGUUCAGAUUUGGCCCCCUUUUUAUGAGACUUUGUUAUGAACUGAACCUUGAAUCAACUGCUUUAGAACUCAUUAAAGACAAGGCGCUGCAUGGCUUCUUUGCAGACAGCACAUCAUUCAAUAUUUUGAUGGAUAUGCUAUUUAAGAAUGGUCAUUAUGAAUGUGCUUUGGAGGUGCUGUUAGAAAUGAAGAAUCAAGGUGUAAGAUUCAACAGUGAGACCUACAUACUUGCAUUUGCAGUGUGCUACAAACUGAACAGCUCGGAGUCUUGCAAAAUUUGUACUACAUUACUUGAAGAGGCACAGCUCAAAGGAGAACAGUUGCCAAGAAGAGCACUCUGCUUUGCAGUAGCAUCUGCUCUGAAACAGAAUGAUGUCAUGAAAGCCCAGUCCUUUUAUUCUCAGAUCAUGAGCACAGAAAGUAGGGUAUGCUCUAAUCUGAAAAUUCUUCUUCAGGUGGCAUCUGGAGACCUAGAAGGCCUUGUUAAAUCACUGGAAGCCAUUUCAAAAACCAGAGCUUCAGUUUGUGUGAAAAAACCUGAGUUCUCAAUAUCAGUGUUGUCCACAGCCAGGGAGAAGCUGGAGAAUGACCCAGGCCUUUGUGUCCGGUUUGAAGAAACAUUUGCCAAGCUGCAAACCUUGGGACAGCUAACACCUCUGACUCUGGAUGACCUGCUUUGUCGGACCCCACACACAAAGAUGCACCGUGUAAAGCCACUCUGGAAAGGGAGACCUCGGACUUUGAGGCCUUCAUGCUCUGUUCUGCUGGUUGAAUAGAUCUGCCUGGACUGUGCUUUCCUUGUGAGAAAUUGUCCCCAAUAAAAUGUCUGGCCCUGG